Messenger RNA from Ipomoea nil (Japanese morning glory), 1092 nucleotides. Its product is annotated as DNA mismatch repair protein MSH6-like. The record is from RefSeq and is a predicted model, not a curated record. Bases 89 to 919 code for a protein of 276 amino acids. Gene Ontology annotation, biological process: mitotic sister chromatid cohesion; DNA repair. Gene Ontology annotation, cellular component: nucleus; chromatin. The transcript has 5 exons. Lineage: Eukaryota; Viridiplantae; Streptophyta; Magnoliopsida; Solanales; Convolvulaceae.
UGUUUUAUGCUGUCACUUGCCAUUCUACAUUGAGAUAUGAUGAAUAUGAUAUUCUUCUGUGUUUGUGGGAGGAGGGGAUUUCCUUCUAAUGGAUAACAAUCUAAUUUUUCAUUUUUUCGUGAAUGAUCAGGUGGAAAAUGCUGGUUCUGUACCAUAUGUAGAAGGAACAUCUGCUCUUCAACUUCCUCAGGUACCACUACUGGAUGCCACUCCGACAAUGAAUAACAAUAACAUUAACCUGGAACCUGAUGGGUCAUUGAAGGCAUUAAACAAUCGCAAUCAGGCUGAACAGCUAAAAGAUACUGAUGCACCGUCUGAUCCCAUGCAUAAAAAUACAAAAGAGUUGCAACAACAAAUGGAUUUGAGUGCACUGUCAGAGAAGAUAAGACCUGAUAAGGGACAUGAUUCUUUUGGGAUGAACGAAAGCAAACGCUCUGGUGAAGAACCUACUAUCAAGAAGGAACAAGAGAAUAAAUCUUGGAGUUCAUUGGACAUUAAUGCAACUUCAAUUGUGUUAGCAUUGCCAGCUGUAACUGGAAAGGAGUCUGUGACUAAGCCUGAUGUGUUAGCCCCCAGCAGCACAAAAAGUCCUUGCAAAAGGGGCCAACGAAAGAAGAAUCAGACAGAUCUCACCGUGCAAAAGAGAUAUGAAGGGACUAGGUCUGCCCAGAGAAAACUUAAAGAAAAGGAUUCUAAAAAGCUUCAUACUAUUAAAGAUUACGGAAAAGAGUUGGUAGGGGCUAAAGUCAAAGUCUGGUGGCCCCGAGAUAGAAGGUUUUAUGAGGGGGUGAUUUCUUCUUUUAACCCUAAGAUGGAAAAGCACAAGGUCAUAUACACUGAUGAUGAUGUAGAAAUCUUGAAUCUCAGAUGUGAGCGCUGGGAAUUGCUUGAUAGGUUCCAGUCAAAGAAGGGCUUGUAACUGACUGACUUUGCUUUCUGAUGGAGUAAAGAGGAAGAGGAAGGGAGAUGAGCACAAAAUAAAAGGAAAGGACUGAAUGCAAUACAACAAUACUAUUUGGCAACUUCAGUUUUGAAAGUGAGACAGAAUUGCAGGAUGGGAUAAUGAAUAGUAAGCAUGUCAGAUAAUUGAAU